CAGCUGUCAAAGUCGGGUGCCAACAGUCGCUCCCCCUCCCUCCCUAAAGGUCCGCAGUGUCUGGUCAUGCCCUGUACUGUGUCUGCAGUCUCUGGUCAUCUCCUGUACUGUCCGCAGUCUCUGGUCAUCUCCUGUAUUGUGUCCGCAGUCUCUGGUCAUCUCCUGUAUUGUGUCCGCAGUCUCUGGUCAUCUCCUGUACUGUGUCCGCAGUCUCUGGUCAUCUCCUGUACUGUCCGCAGUCUCUGGUCAUCUCCUGUACUGUCCGCAGUCUCUGGUCAUCUCCUGUACUGUCCGCAGUCUCUGGUCAUCUCCUGUACUGUGUCCGCAGUCUCUGGUCAUCCCCUGUACUGUGUCCGCAGUCUCUGGUCAUCCCCUGUACUGUGUCCGCAGUCUCUGGUCAUCCCCUGUACUGUGUCCGCAGUCUCUGGUCAUCCCCUGUACUGUGUCCGCAGUCUCUGGUCAUCCCCUGUACUGUGUCCACAG
This is a messenger RNA of Staurois parvus, 483 nucleotides long. NCBI's taxonomy places the organism in Eukaryota, Metazoa, Chordata, Amphibia, Anura, Ranidae. The record is from the annotation of a GenBank genome assembly.